AUGUUCUUGGUCGCAUCACAACCGCAUCACAACGCGUUUGUUGGCACCAGAGAACUACCACAACGCGCUUCUGAGCACUCGCUAGGAAGCCACACCCCGGACGCGAACGAGCGCUCGCUUCUCAACUCCAAAAGCAAUCCUAUGGAACGCAGCGUGACGGAAUACUCGCAGACAGGUUUGCCUUCGCCCUAUCCAAGCACCUACGGCGACGCCCCGUCUGAAACUUCGUCUGCAGAUCACGGAUCUGCUGCUCAGUACUCGAGCCACCAGGAACCGCGUUCGAGCAACUACUCCGCGUCGGCGACUCCCACGUCAGAGUACGGCGCAUAUCCUCAAUCUGCCAGGUCUACAGGUUCAUACCCAGAGCCAGGCCUUCGCCAAUACCAUCCAGCAGCAAGCAAUAACAGCGGCAGCAGCGGAGGUAUGGCGCAACCACCAAGUCCGUCCAUGCCUGUGCAAGAUGGGCGCAACCAUCAUCAGACCCAACAGGUCAAAUCUGACAGCGAUGUACCCAUAGAUCCCUCCAUCGCCCAACCCAGCCCGACCUACACGCACGGUCAAUACUCACCGUACGCGCCUCCGCCACAAGACAUGCAGCACGGUUAUCCCCAGAGCAGCAGCAUGUAUGCCCAGCCGCGCCCUGACUGGGCAAACUACGGCCAUCCGGGUGCUCCUGCUCACGGCCAGAUGCCGCCUCACCAUGUCUUCCCUCACACGCCGACAUCAGCCCCUCCAGGCCGUCCCGCUCAGUACGGCGGUGGUGCUCCGCAGGUGUACUCCUUUGUGCCCAUCCCUGGCGCACAGCAGCACAAACGACCGCGUCGGCGCUACGAAGAGAUUGAGCGCAUGUACAAGUGCGGCUGGAACGGAUGUGAGAAGGCUUAUGGCACACUGAACCAUCUCAAUGCUCACGUCACCAUGCAGAGCCAUGGACAGAAGAGAACCCCCGAAGAAUUCAAAGAGAUCAGAAAGGAAUGGAAGGCGCGGAAGAAGGAAGAGGAGCAGCAGCGCAAGGCCGCUGAGGAGGCAGAGCGACAACGGCAUGCCGCCGCCGCCGCCGCACAAGCACAGAAUGGUGGGCCUGAUUCUCAGUCAGGCGAACAGCCGCAGUCCAACUACCCUGGCAGCAGGCUUCCGCCCAUUGCCUACGGGCAAAGCGGCCCUCAGCAGGGAUACCCUGCUCCUCCUGAGUAUCAGUACCCACCAAACAGCUAUCCGCCACAGAGCCCAUAUCCAGCAGGCUUCAACCGAGAUUGCCUGGGUACAGAUUUCCACGAGGUGACUGUGCUCUCCGGUGAUCAGUGCGGUCAAAAGACUCACGGCGCAAGCCACGGCACUAAGCUACAUAUUUGGAUACGAACGGCCAACGUCUCUGCAGCUGACUCGUUUUCGGCAAACCGUCGAGAUGAUGCGCUUGCAGAUUCGCCACGACAAGCUCCGAGAGGGCUCUAG
Microdochium trichocladiopsis is the source of this 1452-nucleotide messenger RNA. RefSeq lists its product as uncharacterized. The transcript is spliced from 4 exons. The record is from RefSeq and is a predicted model, not a curated record. Gene Ontology annotation, biological process: regulation of DNA-templated transcription. Bases 1 to 1452 code for a protein of 483 amino acids. Lineage: Eukaryota; Fungi; Ascomycota; Sordariomycetes; Xylariales; Microdochiaceae.